GCUUCGAUGCGAUCCAUGCCGCCGGAUGCUUCUGGCGCGUGAGUUUGUUGGUGCGCAACGCGCAGCACAUCUCAGCCGUGGACUAUGCAGGGCUGGCCGAGGCCGUGAAUGAUCACGUGCAAAGGGAUGAAUUGAAAGCCCGGGGCCUCUGCAACAUCUUGGUGGCUUUAGUUUAUUCGCGCUACGCAGCUUUCU
This is a messenger RNA of Cladocopium goreaui, 195 nucleotides long. The record is from the annotation of a GenBank genome assembly. NCBI's taxonomy places the organism in Eukaryota, Dinophyceae, Suessiales, Symbiodiniaceae.